CAAGCCUUUCCAGUCUGGCCCGAAUGUGUCUCUAAAUGAACCUAAAAUGUGAGGUUAUUCAGUUUCAGCACGGUGUCUAACUUUGACCGUCGUUAGCUGCAUGUCAUGGCGGAAUAUGCCUUCCGACUGGACCAAAAUAUCUCGACCGAAACCGACUGUCACCGUUUCAGGUGUUCGUGUUGUUAUUGGAGCUAGCAUUAGCCUGGGCUAAAUUAGCUAAGGCUGCUGUUAUUUUAUACUUCAGCAUAACUGAUUCAUGGUUGCAGGGCAGAAAGCCGCAAAAACAAGGUAAUUCCGUUGCAAGUUGCACCGUUCCGUAAUAACCGGGUUAAUAUCUGGAUAUUAUUCUAUUCAUUAUUGCAGUUCUUUGUAGUAGUUUUAUAUAUAUAUGUACAUAUAUAAGUAAUUAACUGUUGUGUGAGUUUUAGGGAGACGCAUCUCAGGCAAAAUGUCGCGUGCAUCAACGGUUAAGGUUAGCUAACAGACUCGGAGUUGUCCCAGUACAAGCUGUUUUGAGAUGUAGCAGCAGGCAGCCAGUGAGCUGACCCUGGUUCAGCACAGCCCGUCUGUCAGAAGGCAAAAGGGAAAUCAUGUCCUGCAAAGCCGCAACCAAGGACAAGAAGUCGAGCUUCAGCAAGAAGCUGUUCAGGCGAGGCUCUGUGCGCUCCGUGGGCAGCUUUAUGAGCAAAGUCCUCCGGACGCUGACAGCCUUAUCACACUUUGGAUCUGAAGUACAAACUGAUGAUGACAAGGAUGAUGGAGGAUUCUCCGCGUUCAAAUCUGGGAGCAAAGAUGUUCCCAUGGAGGAUGGGGACUUUGGUGGGUUCCUGUCCGGAGAGCGAGUUCCCGGAGUGUCAGGGCUGAAGAACCACGGUAAUACCUGCUUCAUGAAUGCAAUCCUGCAGUGCCUGAGUAACACGGAACUCUUCGCCGAGUACCUCGUUUUGGAGCACUACAAAGGCGAGGAAUUAGAGGAGGAUAAGCCCAAAACAAACGGCGUCCAUCUGCAGAAGAAAGGACCUCUUGGUAAAGGGGAAGUGACCGAACAGCUGUCCGGACUGGUGCGGGCUUUGUGGACUUUUGAAUACACACCUCAGCAUAGCAGGGACUUCAAGAAUGCUGUGUCAAAAAAUGCCACACAGUUUAAAGGGAACGCUCAACACGAUGCUCAAGAGUUUCUACUGUGGUUGCUGGACAGAGUGCACGAGGAUCUCAACACCGUCAACCCAAACACCAGGCCUGCUAUUAAGCCUCCCAUUGAAGAAGAUGACCAGAGCUUAGAGGGGCCCUCUCCUCCUCUCUCUGCUGGGUCGUUUGUGCAGGAGCUGUUCCAGGCUCAGUACAGGUCUUCUCUCACUUGCCCGCAUUGCCAAAAGCAGAGCAACACCUUUGACCCCUUUCUCUGCAUCUCCUUACCAAUCCCUCUGCCACACACAAGGCCCUUGUAUGUGACUGUGGUCUACCAGGGGAAGUACUCUCACUGCAUGAGGAUUGGAGUUGCUGUUCCUCUCAAAAGUACUGUCUAUCGCCUCAGAGACGCUGUGUCACGUGAAACCAAGAUCCCAAUGGACCAGUUUGUUCUGACUGAAAUGUAUUACGAUGGCUUCCAUCGCUCAUUUUGCGAUGAUGACGAUGAUCUUGACAUCAUCCAAGAGAGCGAUUCCAUCUAUGCCUUUGAGACACCAGAGACCUUCAAAUUAGAAAACCUACGCACAAAAAGAGGAAGCCUUCUAGCAAAUCUAAAUCAUAACAAUUUAAAGUACGGGGCAGAAAUCAGCAGGACUCCAUCCUUCAUGCAGGGUGCAAUGACUCCUGUAACUGGCUCUCCAAAUAAAAAUGUCGGGCCAGAAAAGGUUAUUCUCCUAGUGUGUAACAGAGCGUGCACUGGCCACCAGGCAAAAAGAUUUGGCCUGCCUUUUGUACUGUACAUGGAGCGCACUGUGACUUGGGAUGCUCUUCAAAAAGAGAUCCUGGAGAAAAUGCGACAUCUUUUGAGGCCUGGGGUCUACAUUCAGGUUGGACCUUUCAGUCUGCGGGUGGUUGGCGUUGUUGGUAUUACCUACCUCCUUCCUCAAGAUGAGAGACCACUGUGUCACCCAACGGUUGAAAGAGCAUACAAGUCCUGUGGACAAGGGGGACCUCCACAUGUGAAGAUUGUGGUCGAGUGGGACAAGGAAACCAAGGACUAUCUGUUCGGCCACACUGAGGAGGAGUAUAUUCCAGAUGCUGAGAGCGUCUAUCUGCAUAGGCAGCAGCAUCAUCAGCCCCAGGCCUGCACCCUCGCUCACUGCUUUCAGCUCUACACUAAAGAGGAGCAGCUGGCUCCAGACGAUGCCUGGCGCUGUCCCCACUGCAAGCAGCUGCAGCAGGGCCGGAUAAAGCUCAGCUUGUGGACGCUGCCGGAUGUGCUUAUACUGCAUCUCAAGAGAUUUCGACAGGAAGGAGACCGGAGGGUGAAGAUGCAGAACAUGGUGAGGUUCCCACUGAUGGGGAUGGACAUGGCACCACAUGUGGUCAAGAGAAGCCAGAGCAGUUGGAGUUUACCGUCUCACUGGUCACCAUGGAGAAGGUCCUAUGGCCUUGGAAGGAACCCUGAUGACUACCUUUAUGACCUCUAUGCUGUUUGCAACCAUCAUGGCAAUAUGCAUGGAGGACACUACACUGCUUACUGCAAAAACUCAGUUGAUGGUCAGUGGUACUGCUUCGAUGACAGUGAGGUGACACCAAUUUCUGAUGAUGCUGUGUGUCAGCAAACGGCCUAUAUACUGUUUUACCAGAGAAGAACCGCAAUUCCCUCUUGGUCUGCCAACAGCUCUGUUGCUGGCUCCACUAGCUCAUCACUGUGUGACCACUGGAUCAAUAGGUUACCUGGAAGCAGGCCUGCCAGUUUGGCCUCUGGAGCUUCUUCCAGACGUACCUCGCUUGCUUCACUGGCUGAGUCGGUGGAGUUUCCUGCAGAACGUAAUGAGGAUGAUGGAGGAUUUUCUGUCCGCCCAUUUGUGAGAAGCAUCCAGCGGCAGAGCUUGUCCUCAAGGUCAUCUAUUGCCAGCCCUUUGGCCUUCAGUGACAGUGGAAUGAAGCCGUCUUGGUCUCUCUCUGCCAAGCUCCAGAUGAGAUCCAACUCACCCUCACGCUUCUCCUUAGACUCUCGAUGUUCUCCUCCUCUCGAGAGGAUAGGAGAGGCAGGCGACGAUAAGGUAUCCACAUCCUGUUUUGGCAGCUACAGUCGACAUGAACGGUACUUUGGCAGCAGGACUCCGUUGUCUAUGAUGGAAAGCAACUUCGGUGAAGACAGCAAUAAAAGGUUCCUAGACAUGAUGUACUGCAAGGCUCCCACCCCAGUGGAAAAGAAGAGCAGCAAAAACGACACAACUGAAAACAACAAUGAGAUCACAGCUAUUGACCAAAACAAACAACCCACUCAAGCAACCCCCUCCAAAGAGCAAAAAAGAAAAAGUAGCAUUGGAGGAUUUACCCUGAAGUCUGAAAGCACAGGCUCCACCAAGAGCUCCAGCAAAACAGAGUUGGAGAAGACCUCCAAAAAACGUCUUUGCUCAAUUAAUAAAAACCCAGCCUCCGAAGCGUCUUCCAGUUCACCGGCAAAAGGCAAGAAGCUGAGCAGCACGAAGGAGAAGACUGUAAAUACAAAAAAAAGCACCUUGACACCCAGUGGAACUCCCUCGAAAACGAAGGAAUCAAAUAAAACUCCAGAGGCGACUCCACAACGUAAACCUUCCCUCUGCUCCACACCUCAGUCUUCAGCUUCUCCCUCUCCAACUGCGAAGAAGAACUCAAGCAUUACUGAGAAGGGCUCAACAAGCUGCCGGAAACGACUGAUGGAAAGGAGUUACAGCAGAGAUUCUAUGCACACCAGCCCCCUAGUUGAUAGCCAUCGGAGCAGCUGUGUGUCCCGCAGUUCAAUUCCCAAGAAUGGGGACAGUAGUCGGCUUGAGAGGAGGUCUGUAAGGAGUUCAAGCAGCAGUUCUUCAGUCACUAGCCUGCGCUCACCAAGUGUAUCCACCAGAGACCUGCAACGGAGUAGCAAAUCAGAGGAGAAAGGUUUGUCUUUCUUCAAGAGUGCCCUCCGACAGAGAGAAAGUCGCCGGUCGGCCGAUUUAGGAAAAAGUGCAUUGCUUACCAAAUUGGCUUCAGAGAGGACAUGCAAGCAGAAUGGACAAGCUAAGGAGGUAGACGGUGAUGAUCAAAAGACUGGAGAAGCAGGGUCCUUGAAAAUGUCUAAAGAAACUCUGGGAGGCGAGCCAAACUCAGACAAGCAGGAGUCUUCCAAGCUCCCCAGCUCUCUUAGUCGUACUUUACUAGGAAAGUCCAAGUCUUCCUCAUCCGAUGUAAGUAGCAAGUCUCGUACAGAUGGGAAGAAACCUCUAGAAAAGAUGACAUCUUCUCGAAAGCUGUCAUCAAGCAUGCAAUCUCCUGCACGAACAACACAGAGGCCUCAGUAAUACAUCGGUAAUAGUAAUGAGAAAUAGAACAAUGCAGCUAUUUACGUUGAAUCUGGGUUUCAGUUAGCAUCAGAUGUAUUUGAGACAUACUUUUUGGUGUUAUGGUUUUCUACAUUAGCCCUAAAAUCUUUGGCUUUGAAAUUUCUCUGUUUAAGAUAUUUCUUUUUUUGUUUUUUAUUAAAGUAAAAACAUUCUAUUGUCUGCAUACAAGAAUUCAUGGCACUUGCCUGACAUGCUAACAGUAUUUUUCCAGCCUUUUGAUGCUUAUGUUUUGAAUGUCUUCUGUAAAUAUUCAAAAGCCAAUCUCAAAGAAAACAAAACCAUGACAUCAAAAUUAGCCUCUGGUACCAGUUCCCAGUUAUUUUAUAGUUCAGAAAAACGUUUUAAGAGUUUCAUUCUGAAAUCUUUAAAAAUUUUAUUUUUUGUGAAUUGCUUUGAGCCUAUGCUUUUCUCACUUGUCUUCAUGUUGUCUACACAUUUAUUACUAUAAAUGCAAAGUUUUUAAAUUGAAAGCAGUGGAGAAAAAUGCAUGCCAUAUUUACUUCUAAAAAUUCGCUAACAUUCUUAAAAGCCUUUGGUAUUGAUGUAUAGGAGCAACAACAAAUGAGUCUUUAUUUUGAAUAUUAAAAAUAUUAAAGUGAAUGAUGGCUCUAGACCAAACCCGGAAAUAUAAAAAAUUACUCUAUAAAAGAGGUUCUGCAAAAUUUUGAAACCUUAGUUUUUAUUUUAUAGAGUACUGUUUUGAUAAAAGAUUUUUUUUAAGUAAAAAUGUAUUUAAGUUCUUAUGUAUAUAUAAAAAAAUUGGAUGGUUUGAAAGGAAAACCCUUUAAAAUCUAAAUGUAUCAAUACAUAUUGAUGUAACUAUAAAAUUGUGGACAUAACAUAAAUUGUAUCCAUUUUCCCCCCUCUAUGAGCAAGAUAAGAAAUAAUCUUAAGCGCCUUUUAAUGCUGCAUAUGGAACAAAAAUGGCCUUUUGGCAAAAUAGUCUUUUACUGUAAGUGUCACCUAUAGGAAUGUUGUUCAAUAGCACUUUGUAUCGUUGAAAACAUAGGAAAGUUAUUAUAUAAUAGUUUGUUAAAUAUUAUAGGGUACAUUGUAAAGUAGAGUAAGGAGCCUUAGACUUAAAGUGGUAAAAGGGUACAUUCAUCUCAAUGUUGCAGGGUUCACCCUACCAUAAGAAAUAUUUCAUCUAAUACAACUAGUGCUGUAACAGACCACUGCUUCAGUAGCACUGACAGGUUCUUUUCUUUUAAAUAAUUACGUUAAGAACUGUAACCACAAUUUUAAUGAGUUACAGAGCUGUUGGUGUUUGUAUCAUAACCUUUGGUACCUCAUUCAAGAUGUUAUCUUAAACAACAUUUUGUCUUCUGAAGCCUGAAUCACAUUAUUGGUAAUGAGCCAUUUACUUAGCUAAAUAACUCAACAUAUGUUGUCCGGGAAUAGUUGUCAAUGUGUGGACAUGAAUGCUGAACUUUCUCAUCUGAUCUUCCGGACAGUGCAUGACAGAUUUACUUAAGAAAAAAAAAAUGAAACAAAGUCUGGCGCUUGUCAUCAGGUUUGCUGGGCUUAUUUUAGAUUGUAACUGUAGCUUAGUAAUUGUUAAACUGUGCCACCUCUACUGGCAAUACUCAGACAUCAAAUACCAGCAGACACUUUGUUUUCAAAGAUUUAAAUGUCUGUAAAGGAUCAGAAUUUAAGUCUCAAAUGUUUUUAUUUUUUCAUUUUAGCUAUGCAGGAGUUUGUUUUCGUAGCAUUUGUCAAGUUUACAAUAGCUCUCGAGUUGUUUGAGAAAAUGCCACCUUAUUGAACCUGACUGCAUUAUUUAAAUGGUCUGUGACAUAUUUGGCUAGAUCAGUCUAUUAAAGUCUAUUAUUGGAUUGGGAUUUGCCAAUCUUAAGUUUAAGACUGGAGCGAUGCACCAAGAUCAGGUUGGAAAGUGUAUAAUUCUCCAUCUAAACUGCCAAAUAAAAUUAUUGAAUCAAAUACAUUGUUAACAUGAUAGACAGGAUCUAUCAGUAAUAAUGUUUCAUAAAACAAAUAGGCUUGAAUUUAAAAACUAGACACCUCCUUUGUGACCAUUAAAACACAAUGAAACACAUUUUUAAUUAUGUUUUACUUCCUGUAGGUACGUUUCUUUAACGUGUUUCUGCAAUACUCAAAAGUACAAUCAGACAUUUGGAUAUGGCAUCAUCCUCAGUUGAUGCCUACUAUAACAGCUCAUUUCUGUCACAGACCAUAAAAAUAAAAGGCAGCAUGUUUAGAUAAUAUGGUGUUGCUGUAGCUGCUCUAUUUACCCAAUCUAUCAGGAACAUGUGCAUGGCACUUGAAUCAAAGGAGAUAUUUUUUUUGAUUCAUUUUGCUUUGUCUUUCUGUAAAGUCUGUAACUGUUGGUAUACAUUUCAGAAAUGGCUCAUCCUUCAUGUUUGUUUCCAGUCAUGUCCAAGUUCAUGUAGCCAUAAAGCGGUGUGAUGCCCUUUUACUUACAAAGCUUUUUUAUAUUUUCUAUUAGGGUUGGAGGUCGCUGUUAGACAAUCUGAUAAAAAAAAAAAAAAAAAACAUUAAAUGUUAAUACUUUAUUACGAAUAUGUAAAUAUAAAUCAUCUCUUUUGGGCACAUCAUCUUCCCAAAGCAUUGUUGAGUUUUUGGGACCCUGUAAAGACAGGUGGUAUGUUCCACAGUUUUUAUUACCACUACAUUUCUGACAGUUUCUUUAAACAUGCAAAAUACUUAGAGAUCUGACUGGUUAGGACUUAUAGUUCAGUAUGAAACAUCAGGCAGCUAACUCUUUGGAAAUUGGGCAGGUUUUCAGCUGAGAUGCAAUUUAGUAAAUUGAAAUAUUACUGAGAGAUAAAAAUUAUUUCUGUAAUUCAGUUUAAAAAGAACCAUUAAUUCUAAUGAUUAAGGCUUACAGCUUAAAAAGUCAAAAUACAGUUUCUUGAGGAUGUUAAGAUACUGUGCUCUUUUGCUGCAAUCUGAGAUCUUAAUUUUCUAAUUUUUAAAAUUUAUGUAUGAAAGCUGCUUCCAAAUGUUCAAGAGAGACAAAAAUUGUAACAAAAAAAACAAAUAUAAUUUGGGAUUUACUUCAUAUAAUUUUAAUCUCCAGAUGCUGGAUUAUGUGAGAUAAAAAAAAGUAUAAAAAUGUGUACAAUCAAAGAUUAAACCAAUUCUCAUUCCAGUUGAAAACAUUAAAGCUGAAUCAUAAUCUUCUCAUGAAUCUUCUUUGUUUACCCUUCUGCACUGCAGUGCAUGUCUCUUUUUUCUUUUCAUUUUCCUUUGCUGUUUCCUGUAAACUUGUCAUUGUACAGACCAGAAUGAUUAAUGAAUGCAGUAUUGCAUGAAAACACUAAUGCAUGUAUUUUAAAUCAACUAUGCAAGACUGCAGCUGUGUAACAUAGAUUGCAAUGCAUGGCAGGUAUAUCCCAUUGCUUUAUUUGCACACCUUUACAAUAGUUCAGAAUUAUAGAACACAGAAUAUUUCAUUUUGCUGUAAAGUGUUUUGAGUCAUUAAUUUCUUCCAUGUUGACUUUCUCUAAUCUUUAUGGGUGCUCCCACUAGUCUGGUGGGUUUUUUGUCAUUGUCGUUUCACAUUUACCGUUGUACACCAGCAGAGAAUACUAUGGAUGCGAAAAUCUAUAUGUGGUUACUAUGUCGACUCAUUAUCUGUGACUGUAUUGUGAAAGCCUUUCAUUAGUUUACUUCAGUGGGGGAAAAAAGUGUGUGAACCCCUGUUGCCAUUUUCUCAGCUGUAUCCAAGGUGUGGUCAGUCUUGAAUAUAUAUAAUGAAAAAUAGCAACGUAGCUACAUGCAAUAAAUAGAGAUAGUAAAUUUAGUUUUGUAAUACAGUACAUAAAUAUGACAUUAUUUUUUUUAGUUUCAUAUUUAUCAGACAGUCAUUUCAGUCAUGCUGAUUUUAUUUUUAUUAUUAAUUCAAAUUUUUAAAGAGGCAGUUUUACAAAUUACUCUUUUUUUUCAUGGCUUGUGAACUUUUGUUUAUUGAAUAUUCAGCCAGCAGGAGCAAACAUCUAUUACUAUUAAGAUAAAGUAGCAUGUUACAUAUUCAGAUAUGCAUUUUGCUGCUAAACUGAAGCCGCAUUGAACUUUGAAACUAAAGUACUUGCAUUUUACAUUUGAGUAACAUACAUCAUUUCUGCAGGUUCCGUGGCACUUCAAAUAUAUUCCCUCAAGUAGAGCGUCGAUGUUUAAAAGGCUUGCAGUACUUUAAAAUGGAUUUUCGAGGCAUUUUUCAAAUGUAAGCACUACAAAUGUACUAAAACUGUUUGCUAGCCUUAAGCAGUCACAUGUAAUGGUUAUGUCACUUUGGAAGAUGCAGAAUUUAGAAAGCUGUGUAAUGAAAUGUCUUGAGUGUCAUUUAUUUUUGUUAAGCUAGAAAAUCAUUCUGGAUACACAGAUUUCUUUCUUUUUUUUUUUUUUACAUUUUUAUAUAAUCUACAAACUUUUAUAAAAUUAAAUAUCUUGCAAAUGUUCACUUUUUAAGUUUGAGAAUAGUUUAUUCCUUUUUAUCAGACCAACAGCUGCAUUUUGUGAUUCUUGUUAUACAUUACAGCCUCUAUUCCACAAUAUGCCUGUACAUUUUUUGUUAAACUGUUAGGUCAUUUAGCUGAUUUGAGCUCAAGUCUUUUUAAUUUAAUUUAUUUUUUUAUUUUGUUUUUUCUAUCAUGUGCACUUUUAUAUUUGUUUCGUCCAAAUGGACAAAUGUGUACAUACUUCCAUGCAAGUGCAAAAUUAAACUUCUCAUUAAUA
This is a messenger RNA of Poeciliopsis prolifica (blackstripe livebearer), 9221 nucleotides long. It is a transcript of the gene usp31, whose product is annotated as ubiquitin specific peptidase 31. NCBI's taxonomy places the organism in Eukaryota, Metazoa, Chordata, Actinopteri, Cyprinodontiformes, Poeciliidae. The record is from RefSeq and is a predicted model, not a curated record. Gene Ontology annotation, biological process: protein deubiquitination. The coding region runs from base 591 to 4460 and encodes 1289 amino acids. The transcript is spliced from 16 exons. Gene Ontology annotation, molecular function: cysteine-type deubiquitinase activity.